Messenger RNA from Rhododendron vialii, 3648 nucleotides. RefSeq lists its product as uncharacterized. Lineage: Eukaryota; Viridiplantae; Streptophyta; Magnoliopsida; Ericales; Ericaceae. The record is from RefSeq and is a predicted model, not a curated record. Gene Ontology annotation, molecular function: phosphoprotein phosphatase activity. The coding region runs from base 460 to 3339 and encodes 959 amino acids. The transcript is spliced from 8 exons.
GUACCCGUUUGGCAGGGGUAGAAAUGGAAAAUCUGAAUUGAAACAAAAAAUCUAGGGCUCGGAUGCAGGAAAAAAGAUGAAAGAACAGUAGCCAAAACUCAUCCUCGUUUACUCCACUAGUGUCUAGUAGUUACCAUCGACGAACAAACACGACCUUUGACUGCAUCUCUCUCUCUCUCUCUCUCUCUCUCUCUCUCCCCUCCACUUUCUCUCUCUGGCACCGCCUCUGUAUCUCCAGCAAUGUUCGUCAAUAGGUUCAACCUCGAGCGCUGAUUCAGUGCACUCGUUCGUUGUCUUGCACUCCGUCUCUCGAAUCUGCAUUCUUUUUUGGACUUAAGGUGGGCCCACGAUUGGGGGCAGUAAAUGGGUCAGUGACGCCAAAUCCAUGAGGAAGCAAAAUUCCGAACAAGAGAAGUUUGGAAAGCUUAUAAGAAGCUGCUUGAGCAUUGAAAGCUAGACAUGUUUGUUGAAAGAGUGGGUGUUGAUUCUGUUUCGGAGGUCAACCAGGAGCCGAAUUGUUCAACUGAGAAACACGAUGAUCAAGCUCAGGUUGAUAUUAACUCUUCAGAUUUGAGUAGCAUUAAAAACUGUGAGAAGAAACAGGCAAGAAAAAAGAGAAAGUCAUCUGGUUGCCCGAUAGGAUCAAUCGACGAGGGUGCUUUGUCAUCAGCACUGGUAGCGGUUGUACUAGACAAUUCUGGAAGAGAUAUACCAUCAAAUCAUUUGGGUAAAGCAGAAGAUGGCUCUUCAGUUCUGGGCGGAGGAGAAAUCUCACAAGAAAAAACUUCUGGUGGUCCAAACAGUGAACUUCUAUCUGGGAAAAAGAAGAAGAAAUCUAAGAGGAAGAAAGAGAGAAAGUUAACUGCUUGCCCAAUGACUAGUUUAGGAUCAACAGAGGAGGGUGCUUCUCCGUCGGUACUGGUUGUACCUGACAAUUCAGUGGGAGAAAAAUCUUUGAAGCAAUCGAACGAAGUGCCUGUAGCUUGUAACUCGUUAAAGCUGAUGGAGGAAGUCGUAGCAGGAAACAGCACUUCAUUACUGGAUGGAGGUAAAAUCUCACACGAAAUAGGUUCCGGUGAAUGUUCAAAUGGCGAUUCCAAAUUUGGGAAAAUGAAGGAGAAGUCUAAGAUGGGUAACUUGGAAGACAAUAAAACUGGAAACAGUAGAAUCCAUCGGAGAAAAAAGAGAAAGUCAUCUGCUUGCCGCAUAAGCAGUUUAGAAUCGAUCGAGGAGGGUGUACAAGAAAGUUCAGCGGCAUUUACCUGUCUGAAUCAUUUGAAUGAAGCACCUGAACCUAGCUACUCAGGGAAAAUGAUGGAGGAAAUGGUAGCAGGACUUAUAAUUUCACAAGAAAAAGCUUCCGGUGAAUGUUCGAAUGGUGGACCUGUAUGUGGGAAUGAGAGAAAGAAAUCUAAGAUGGAAAACUUGGAGGAGAGUAAAUGUAAUACGGGAAUCAGUGUUGUGAUGGAUGUCUCUUUGGUGGAUAACCCAGAAACAGAUUUUGGGCAAGACAGUUUUGUAAGAGAUAUAUCAUCAAAUCAUUUGGGUGAAGCAAAAGAUGGCUCUUCCAUUCCGGCCGCUGGAGAAGUCUCACAAGAAAAGGCUUCUGGUGGUCCAAACAGUAAACUUCUAUCUGGGAAAAAAAAGAAGGAAUCUAAGAGGAAGAAAAAGAGAAAAUUAAGUGCUUGCCCUAUGUCUGGUUUAGGAUCAACAGAGGAGGGUGCUUCUCCAUCGGUACUGGUUGUACCUGACAGUUCAGUGGGAGAAAUAUCUUUGAAGCAAUUGGAUGAAGUGCCUGCACCUUGUAACGUGGUAAAACUGAUGGAGGAAGUGGUAGCAGGAAACGACACUUCAUUACUAGAUGGAGGUAAGAUCUCACAAGAAAUAGCUUCCCAUGAUUGUCCAAAUGGUGAAUCUGAUUUUGGGAAAAAGGAGGAAUCUAAGAUGGGUAACUUGGAAGAGAAUAAUGCCGGACACGGUAGAAUCCAUCGGAGAAAGAAGAGAAAGUCAUUUGCUUGCCCCAUAAGCAGUUUAGAAUCAAUCGAGGAGAGUUUACAAGAAAGUUCAGCCGGAUAUACAUGUCUGAAUCACAUGGAUGAAGCACCUGAACCUAGCUAUACAGGGAAAAUGAUGGAGGACAUGGUAACAGGACUUGGAAUUUCACAAGAAAAAGCUUCCUGUGAAUGUCCAGUUGGUGAACCAGCAUCUGGGAAUGAGAGAAAGAAAUCUAAGAUGGGGAGAAAGAAAUCUAAGAUGGGGAAUAAGGGAAAUAGUGUUGUGAUGGAUGUCUUUAUGGUAGAUAUUCCAGAAACAGAUUUUGAACAGUUUAACAAGGAUAAGCUGGAUGUGAUCCAGAAUACAGUGCUAUCCGAGGAAGACAGAGCCUCUGAUGAUGCACUUGUCAGUGUUCCUUCCGUUGACAACAUAGUAGUUGACAAAUUGAAUAUACAACCAAUGUUAAAGGAUGCAAUACCUUCAUUUUCAAAAUUGGGAGUGAUAAUAGAUGGUGUUAGACUAGAAAGCCCCCAACAGUCACAAGGAGGAGCCCCACUCGGAAAUUUGAGAAAAAAACUUCUUGUCCUUGAUGUGAAUGGACUACUUGUUGAUAUUGUUCCAUCUGGGGCUGGAGGAUAUAAACAACAUAAAAUACUAUCACAGAAAGCAGUUUUUAAGAGGCCCUUCUGUGACGAUUUUCUGCAGUUUUGCUUUGAUAGAUUUCAUGUGGGUGUUUGGUCCUCAAGAACCAGGAAAAAUGUGAAUACAGUCCUUGAUUUUCUUAUGGGGAAAUCCAAGUCUAAUUUGCUUUUUUGCUGGGAUCAGUCCCACUGUACAAAGACGGGUUACAACACUGUUGAGAACAGAGCAAAGCCCCUGCUUUUAAAGGAACUUAAAAAUAUAUGGGAAAAGCACGAGCCAGAUCUUCCGUGGGCAAGUGGAGAGUAUAAUGAGUCAAACACACUGUUACUGGAUGAUUCUCCCUAUAAGGCCUUACGCAACCCUCCAAACACUGCAAUCUUCCCGCAUUCUUACUGUUACAAGGAUAAAAGAGAUAAUUCUUUAGGACCUGGCGGUGAUCUACGGGUUUAUUUGGAAGGACUGGCUUUAGCUGACCACGUCCAAAAGUAUGUUGAGCAGAAUCCAUUUGGCCAACGGCCUAUCACAAAUAAAAAUUUAUCCUGGGGUUUAUACUGUAAGAUUAUUGGCAACACCUCAUCAGAAAAGGGAGAAAAUGCUACUAAUGAUCCUUCAGCUUGUCAACAAGAGGAAGAAGAUGCUACCAAUGAUUCUUUGGCUUGUCAACAACAGGAAGAAGACGUUACUGAUUAUUCUUCAGCUUGACAACUACAGAAAAAAGAUGCCACUAGAACCCUGCAUCGUUCGUGGCUUUUACACAGAAACAUAGAGGUACUCGGUACUAGACUUUUUGACAUUUAGUUGGUUAUCUGAGUAUCCAAUAUGGUUCAUUUUUGUUAGCAUCUAGAGGUAUUCUUUCUGGAAUAUUUUCAGUUUCAGACAAUAUUAUAACUCAUAGAGAAGAUCUUUCUUGUAGUUUUUCCCUUGCCGGCUUUGUAUUAGAACAUCAUAGCAAAUCACUGUCCUGAUUCAUUUACCUUAUUUAUGGGAAAUAAUUCAACAAGGUGUUACACA